Messenger RNA from Halichondria panicea, 1461 nucleotides. RefSeq lists its product as uncharacterized. Gene Ontology annotation, molecular function: glutathione peroxidase activity; 2-hydroxychromene-2-carboxylate isomerase activity; glutathione transferase activity. NCBI's taxonomy places the organism in Eukaryota, Metazoa, Porifera, Demospongiae, Suberitida, Halichondriidae. The transcript has 9 exons. Gene Ontology annotation, biological process: glutathione metabolic process; naphthalene catabolic process. Gene Ontology annotation, cellular component: mitochondrion; peroxisome. The record is from RefSeq and is a predicted model, not a curated record. The coding region runs from base 80 to 1333 and encodes 417 amino acids.
UCUCCUAGUGGGCGUAGUCCUAACUUUUUCUUUUUUCUAUCCAAGAACAAAGCUGUCGCUGUCUAGUGUAGAUCUAGUCAUGGCUGGAUCCAAGAUUGUCUUCUACUAUGAUGUGGUGUGCCCUUUUGCAUACAUGACAAGCACUCUCGUCGAAGAUCUAGCAAGGAGGGCUGGAGCAACAGUUCUCUGGAGGCCAGUACUUCUGGGAGGGCUAUACGAGGCUACUGCAGCUGCCCAGGGAAGAGAAGGCUCUGCAUCGAGUGUUAUGAACUCAAAUAAAGCCGUCGUUUACUCUCAAGACCUUUUGCGGCAGCUAAAACGUAGAAAUGUGCCCUAUCGCACACUUGAAGUGCCAAUCAAGAAAACACUGACUGCAAUGCGUUUGCUAGCAGCUAUUCCAGAUAACAGCAUCAGAGCUGGACUCUCGCAUGCUCUGUAUAGGGCUCAUUGGUAUGAGAAACGUGAUUUGACUGACUCCAGUGUUAUUGAGGACAUAGCCUUACCAUUUGGAGUGUCAAGUCGAAAAUUGUUGCAGUCUGAAGAUGCUUCUAGAAACCUCCGAGCAAACACAUCAGAGGCAGCCUCCAGAGGAGCAUUUGGAGUACCAUCACUGUAUGUGAACAAUCGCCUGUUUCAUGGUACAGACCGGUUAUUCUUUGUGGAAAGAGCUUUGGGAGUUGAUGCACAUCCAGAACGCCUUAUGUCCCCACAAUCCACCGGGUCUGCUACCCUCACUUUCUUCUUUGACUACUCUAGCCCAUGGAGCUUUGUAGGCUUUGAGAGGUUGGAGCAGUUGCUCAGAGAUGUCAGUCCGGUGAAUGUAAAGAUUGAAUGGGUACCUUUUCUGCUGGGUGCACUGUUCAAGCAAAUAGGUACUCCAAACGUACCUGCUGUUGCGAUGAACGAGGCUAAAAGGAACUACUACACGCAGGAUCUACAUGACUGGUGCCAGUACGCUGGAGUUAAGCUACAAUUCCCCAGUACUUUCCCUCUACGCACUGUUCUACCAUUAAGAGCAACUUUGGCUUCCAACUGUGACCCAACUAUCAUAAGAACGCUAUACAGGGCCGCCUGGCAAGAUAAUCUCAACAUUGGAGAGAAAGAUGUCAUGUCUUCGUUGCUGACGGGAGAUAACAUAAAUCUGUUGGAUUUAGCUAAUACUGACACUGUCAAGACGCAACUCUUUGCCAACACAUCAAGAGCUGUUGAAGCUGGAGUCUGUGGUGUUCCCAGUUUUCAAGUCAAUGGAGGCCCACUUAUUUGGGGACAAGACAAGCUAAACAUUGUUGCGGACAUGAUUUGUGGAUGGACUGAUCCACAACCUAAACUGUAGAAUUACAAUAAAAUUAAUGAUUAUUGUGUAUAAUAAUUAUAAUUUACAAUAUUAUAACUAUACAAUAAUUUUAGAUUGUUGUCCUGGGCUCAUGUACAUUAUUUCACGUUUCUUUCUCAUUUCAAGUA